AUGGCAACCAUAACGAGUCUUUUAGCUGUUCUGCUAACAGUGGUUGUUGCGAAUGCACAGGGAACACCUACUUGGAGCACACAGUCAACGCAGUUCACCGUUCCAGCUUCUGCCAAUGAGGGAAUGCUGUUGUUGCCGAAUGUCCUUGACCCUCAGGCUGUGGAUGCGCAAACUGUCUGUCCCGGCUACAAAGCCUCCGACGUGAAGGAUACGGAACUGGGCUUUACGGCGACGCUGAGAUUGGCGGCAGAGCCGUGUAAUCUUUAUGGGACCGAUAUCGAAGUCUUGAGUCUUGCAGUCGAAUGUCAGUCCGCUGACAGGAUCUCGGUGAACAUCCAACCAGCAUACAUUGUUGAUUCAAAUGCCUCGCACUACAUCCUUCCCGAUCAUUUGGUGACAAGACCAACUGCAGAUCCGGACGCAAAGAUGUCGUGCAAAUCCAAUGACCUUGAGCUGACUUGGAGCAAUGACCCGUCGUUCUCCUUUACUAUCAUGCGAAAAUCCACGGGUGACGCCGUCUUUGAUACCAGGGGUAAGGUCUUGGUGUACGAGAACCAAUUCAUUGAGUUCGUCACGUCGCUGCCAGAGAAUUACAAUUUAUAUGGGCUUGGAGAGCGUAUCCACGAGUUGCGUCUGGGAAACAACUUCACUGCUACCAUGUAUUCUGCGGACUCUGGGGAUCCUGUGGAUUACAAUAUCUACGGCCAACAUCCGUUCUACCUGGAUACACGGUACUACUCGGAUGAUGGGCACAACAAGAAACUCCUGCAAACAGCACCUGAGGACGACGCAGUCAAGUAUGACACGUACUCACAUGGCGUCUACCUUCGAAAUGCCCAUGGCCAGGAGGUGCUCCUCCGCGCCUCAAAUCUGACAUGGAGAACCCUGGGAGGGUCUAUCAAUCUUUACUUUUACUCAGGCCCUUCUCAGCCAGAAGUCACAAAGCAAUACCAGCUGAGCACCACGGGACUACCAGCGAUGCAACAAUAUUUCUCGUUUGGUUACCACCAGUGUCGAUGGGGCUAUACGAGCUGGACACAGCUUCAAGAAGUUGUGGAUAACUUCCGUCGCUUCGAUAUCCCCCUGGAAACAGUCUGGCUCGAUAUUGACUACAUGAAUCAGUACCGGGAUUUUACGAAUGACGAGAACGCCUUUCCUCUGGUAGAAGGACAAGAAUUCCUGAAGAAACUGCAUGAUGGUCACCAGCACUGGGUCCCCAUUGUAGAUGCGGCGAUCUACAUUCCAAACCCGGAGAACGAAAAUGAUGCGUACAAUACCUACAGUCGCGGUCAUGAGAACCAACUCUUCUUGCUGAAUCCAGAUGGCUCCGAGUACGUCGGAUCUGUAUGGCCGGGGUAUACAGUGUUUCCAGACUGGCUUGCCCCUAAUGCAGUGGACUGGUGGGUUAAGGAAGUCGCGGACUGGUACAAGGAGUUGCAAUUCGAUGGGUUGUGGAUCGACAUGAACGAACCCUCGUCGUUCUGUGUCGGGUCUUGUGGCUCAGGAAAUAUGACGCUGAAUCCUGUCCAUCCUUCGUUUCAAUUACCCGGAGAGCCAAGAAAUGUCGACUAUGAUUUUCCAGAAGGCUUCGAGAUCACGAAUGCUACGGAAGCAGCCUCAGCAUCCGCGGCAUCAUCCUCUCAAGCUGCCACAACUUCGUCGACGAGCAACACGACGUCGACUUCUUAUCUUCGAACCACGCCAAUACCAGGAGUACGAGAUAUCAAUUAUCCCCCGUACGUGAUCAAUCAUGUAAAUGGAGAUCUCGCAGUUCAUGGAGUUAGCCCAAAUGCAACUCACAACGAUGGUGUGCAUGAGUAUGACGUACACGGCAUAUACGGGCAUCAAAUCCUCAAUGCUACGUAUCAGGCGCUUCUGAAGGUGCUUCCAGGGAAACGACCGUUCAUCAUCGGUCGCUCCACGUUUGCUGGAAGUGGCAAAUGGGCAGGUCAUUGGGGCGGCGACAAUUAUUCUAAAUUCUACUAUAUGUAUGCCUCCAUCCCGCAAGCCCUAACCUUCUCCCUAUUCGGCAUUCCCAUGUUCGGCGUCGACACCUGCGGCUUCUCCGGAAACGCCGACCUUGAGCUCUGCUCCCGCUGGAUGCAACUCUCCGCCUUCUUCCCGUUCUACCGCAACCACAACAUUCUGUCAGCCGCCCCGCAAGAGCCCUACGUCUGGGCUGCAGUUGCGGAGGCGUCCAGAGUUGCCAUGAAAAUUCGCUACGCUCUCUUGCCUCACCUGUACACCCUGUUCCAUAAGGCUCACACGACGGGGUCGACAGUGAUGCGGGCGUUAUCAUGGGAGUUCCCAGGGUAUCCAGCAUUAGCAAUCGCAGAUCGGCAGUUCCUGCUAGGCCCCGCGAUCUUGAUAACGCCUGUGUUGGAAGCUGGGGCGAAGGAGGUGAUGGGCGUGUUCCCCGGGACAGGAGACGGGGAGGUCUGGUAUGACUGGUACAACCAGACCGCCAUCAGCGUCGCUCCUGGAGCGAAUGUCUCAAUUGCGGCACCAUUGGGACACAUUCCGGUGUAUGUUAGGGGCGGACACGUCUUGCCGCUGCAGGAGCCAGGAUACACGACGUAUGAGUGCCGAAGGAAUCCUUGGGCGCUGCUGGUGGCGUUGGGAAGCGAUGGCUUCGCGAAUGGAGAGCUGUAUAUCGACGAUGGGGAGAGUUUGGAGCCGGAGAGCAGCUUGAUGGUAACAUUUGACGCUCGAGGGUCCAGGCUUCAGGUGCGUUCACACGGGCAAUUUGUGGAUGGGAAUCCUCUUGCGAAUGUGACGAUCAUGGGAGUUUCCCAAGCACCACGAGAAGUGAAGCGGAACGGAAAGGCGUUAGACAAAUUGUGGGAGUUCGACUCUCGUGGCCAUAUCUUGAAAGUCACUGGGUUACAGGAGCUGACAAAAGGAGGCGCAUGGAGUGACGAUUGGGAGUUGGUGUGGUCUUGA
This is a messenger RNA of Eremomyces bilateralis CBS 781.70, 2943 nucleotides long. Its product is annotated as family 31 glycosyl hydrolase. The record is from RefSeq and is a predicted model, not a curated record. Lineage: Eukaryota; Fungi; Ascomycota; Dothideomycetes; Eremomycetales; Eremomycetaceae. Gene Ontology annotation, molecular function: hydrolase activity, hydrolyzing O-glycosyl compounds; carbohydrate binding. Gene Ontology annotation, biological process: carbohydrate metabolic process. Bases 1 to 2943 code for a protein of 980 amino acids. The transcript is spliced from 4 exons.